AUGGCCUCAGAGGGCGUACCAAUUGAAUUGCAAUCCUUACACCAUGGUCAGAGAUUUACUUUACAUGGAUGUAACAGCACAUCAGAUUCUUCUGAUGACAGUGACGAUGAUUACGAAGAAAAGGACGCAGGGGAUAUUCAAGACCAUCCAUCUGUGCAUGACAUUGUCGCAAAAUGCAGCACAUUUGCAGGAAUGGAAAUCACUGGUUGCUUUGAAGGAGAUAAAAUCAAACCAGGACAACGAGUAGUAAGAGGAAUUGAUUGGGAGAAAAACAAUGAUGACGACGGAGGGAAUGGUAACGUAGGAACUGUAGUGGAAAUCCUAAACAACGCCAAAGAGGUGCGAGUGCAGUGGGACUCACAGGAGGAUGCUCACCAUGACGAAGAUAAGUUUAAGUACAGAACAGGACUCGACAGAAAAUACGAUCUUCGACUUUUUGAUAAUGCGCAAACAGGUGUAUAUCAUAAGUACUUCGCCUGUGAUGGUUGUAAUGAAAGCCCAAUAAAAGGAAUGAGAUGGCGAUGCUUGUACUGCGAAGACUAUGACUUGUGUACAGACUGUUACAUGUGGGAUGAACAUGAUUUAGAUCAUGCAUUUGAAAGACAUCAAGGAAUGAAAACAAAAAGUGUCAAUGUGGGAAUGAGGGUCGAUUUAGAUUUUGAGGUGGCAAGUGGAAUUUUUUGCAAUACGAAUGUGAUAUCGAGAAAAGAUCCAGAAAUUAAAGGGGAAGUGACAAAUAUGGCUGAUCAUAUUGUCAUGAUAUAUAAUUGUGACGCAAAAGUUGUCUGGCUAGGAGAGAGUUUGACCAAAAGAUACAGGGUCGGGAGAGAAGGGAAAGUGGACCUAAAAUUUGUAGUGCCGACAGAAAUGCCAUACAUUGAAGAUCAUCUCCAGGAAAUCAGUAAAGAUAAUGCAAGUGUUGGAUUACGAGUCGUAAAAAAGUCAGACAACGGACACUCAAUAGUUGGCACAAUCACAUCUAUAAAGAAGGAUGCAGGAGCUGGGAAACAUGAACGAAAAAGAGGACGGCGACGCCAAAAUCACCGACAGUCUCGGGUUUUGCCGCAAAAUAUAGCAAUAGAAGACGGUUCCAAAAGACAGUCUUCUGAUGAAACAGAAUAUUUUUUCAUCUCUGUUCGGUGGGAUAACGGUGAAACUGAAGAACUUGAUUCUAGUAAAGGAGAUAUAUUACUGUUUGAUAACAGCCAAAUAGGGAUUAUACAAGGCGCAUUUUGCGAUGAAUGUGGAAACAAUAAGAGAAUAAAGGGCAUUAGAUGGAAAUGUUCUACCUGCCCCGACUAUGAUCUUUGCACGCCUUGUUAUAUGUCUGGCAAUGACGAUCAUACUGACCACCGAUUUUUACGAAUCACAGAACCAACGAAAAGAACAAUUUUAGACACACCAAGGAAUGCGAGAGAUUUAAAAAGACAAAAAGCUCUUGGCAUAUUUAAAGGUGCUAAAGUUCAACUACUUGAGGAUGAAAGAGGACCUGUGGGGAGAGUAGAGGGAAUAUGCCAUUACAGAAUAAACAACUAUACAUGUAUCGUUGUUGUUGAUACAGAAAAUGGCGAGGAAUACAAAGGGCAGAUUACCGAUUUUCGAUGCGAGGAGGAUGAGGACUCGUUUGAAUACUAUCCUACACAUCUUCCCGAUUAUGGAAAAGGUAUUCAAGGAUAUGUGACAGUAACAGAUAAAGACACAAACGCUGAAAUUGAUGUUGAGCUCUGGUAUCAGAAAGACAUUCCAAAAUCCACCUCGGAAGUGCAGUAUAGUCUGUACCUUAUUUUUGCUCACAAAGUUGCAAAAGAAUCCGAUAAUAAUGAAGACGGAUUUCGGCCUCUGAAAGAUGUGAAAAAAUUCGCACGUAAACAUCAUGUACCUUGUCAACUGGCUGCUGAGAAGAUAUUGUUUGUAAGUGAAGUUGUUGUUAUCCAUAAAGAAACCGACUAUGACACCAUUCAGAAACUGGUAAAACUGGGUGUGCGGAAAUUCGUUAGAGGAGAUAGUGAUGAAGAUGAAGAUGAACAAACCUAUUUUCUUCGCAUGUCCCAUUAUUUGAGCGGAAGAGUGCCUUUGCCAGUCUUUAUUUCCUUACGGAAUGGAGUCCUGCACUCUGACAACGCCCUCAUUGCUGCCUCAUACCACAAAAUCCCUGUCAUCUGUUUCAAGAAUAAUGCAAAAGAUGUUUAUGUGCUGACAAUGAGGAGAGAUGAGGUAUACUACGAAUACAGGUCUGUUGAAGGAAUGGAGCACAAACUGGACUUAAAAAGUCCAUGGAAAGUCAGUACUUCGUGUAAAAAGGAUUACUUUGUCGGGUGUUACAGGCACGAUAACGUCGACGAUGAAAUAACAAAACUCUCGGACUUAGGAUCCGAUCUGGAAAAUUUGGAUGCUUUAGUUUGUAGCCUGUUAAUUGGAGUAUUCAUGAACAGGAACUCCGAGUCAGAAAACGAUAUUUUUGGCUACAACACUCGUGUAUACCCUAAUGCACUAUCUAUGUAUUUGUUGAAAACUGGGAAGUGGAAAAUUCCAAAGAAUGCCAUCACAGCAUCUUUCAACUACCAAUCAAUCGAGUACAUUUUUGAAGAAAAAAUGACGAAAUAUUUCAAGGAGGGUCUCUGGAAGGAAUUGGAAUUAAAGACAAAGUCGGCAUAUACUGCCCCAAAAUGGAAAGAAAGAGAAAAUGAAGAUUCAAGCAACAAAGAUACUGACGAGGUCGAUGGAAGAAGAGAUGGAUAUCUGAAUGUUAAGAUAUCUGGACUUUUUGGUUUGAUCUUCUUGGCUCUUUUGAGAAAGAAAUAUUACGAUGGCGCCAAGCAGCUUAUAGAGACGGGCUGUGUUCGUAUUACUCAUCUUUUAAUUGGAUGUGUAAUUCUACAAGAAGCUGCAGACGAUUGGCAAACCAGUCAACUUGAAAAGGACAAAUUGUUAAGAAUGAAAACUUUGUGCACUCAGCAGGCUUUGCGAAUUACAAGUUGUAUUCAUGAGGCGGAUACAAAACCCGAAAAGAAAAGGGCUAAAAAUGAGGAGAAGGAUGCAGAACAGGUUGGACAUCAAAUCAACCACGCUGGAAGACUUUUACUAAAUCAUGGAUACUUGUCAGAUGCAAUAAAGACACAAAAUAGCGUGUACUUAAAUGAUGAGAUAGUCAAGAAAGUCAUUAGCCAGAUGUGGUACAAUAGCGAAAGUAUUUCCCUUCAAAGAGGUUUACUUUUUUUGUUUUUCACCGUGUUUCAUUUCCUGUUGUUGCCAGUUUUGAUGAUCACAAUGGAAAACAGGCCUUUGCAGUGGUUAUACAGACAGUACAAAGUCCCUGCUAUGAAGGUUCUACUUAAUGCUUUUGGCUGGGUGGCUGUUUUAACUGCAUUUGCCUACAUGUUACUUUUUGAUUUUACUGACGGGAUCUCAAAAGUGGAUUGGUUUUUGAUUGGAUGGAUGGCAAGUUUUUUCCUUGACGAAUCAAAACAGAUUGUUAUCUCAUUACGACGAAGAAAGUUUAGGGAAUAUGUAAAUGACUGGUGGAAUCGAUUAGACUGGAUGUUAAUGGGAGUGUAUCUCGGUGGAAUGCUGCUUAAACUUGGCGAGGGAGAAAAAUAUCAUAACGCAUCUAAGACACUUUUGGUUUUGACCUUCAUCUUGAUGUGUAUUAGAUCUCUUAACAUGUUGAUGAUAUCAGAGAUUAUUGGAGCAAAGUUAGUGAUGAUAAAGAAAAUGUUUAUGGACACAUUCGCUUUCUUGACAAUCAUGACGGUGGUCAGUGGGUGCUACAGCGUGUCAUACUACGCCAUUCUUUUUACUGACAACUCUGAUCUUAGUUUUACCGAAAUUGAAAGAAUUAUCCGGAAUGGGUUUUGGAUUUUAUUUGGGGAAUUGUCCCUUGAGUAUGAUAGAUUAAGAGAACCAGACUGUACAUUCAACAAAACGCUCUACAAAAGUGGUGUGAUGGAUCGCUGUCCAUCUGAAUGGGGAUUGUUUCUGGCACCAUACCUUAAAGCUCUGUAUGCUGUAAUCGCCAUAAUUUUGCUCUUAAAUCUUCUGAUCGCUAUGUACAGCCACACAUUUGAGGAGGUUCAUGAAAAAAGCAAGUUCUAUUGGUCGCAACUUCAAACAGAUUUUUUGGAAGAAUAUAGUGUGAAGAGCAUUUUCCCAGUUCACUUCCAACUCUUAGCUUUACCUGUUUGCUUGGUUCAUUUCAUUUUUUGGUGUCCUUUUCAUUUCUUAUGCCCAAGCUGUGGAGGAGAUGACUUCUCUGAUACAGAAUCAGAUUAUGAUGAAUAUUUUAGAGAUGAAGAUGAUGACGAUGAAUUUAACAAAAGUCCCAUGUUUGUGAGGGUUUUCCUAUAUGACACAAACUUUGAUUUGCAAUUAAAGCGAACACGCGACGCAGAGGGCCAAGCUGCUUUAAAGGCAUCGGGAAAUCUCGAAGUGACGGAUGAAGACAAGUUUACGUUGCUCCAAAGCAAGAUAAAACGGCAAAAACAGACCAUAAAAGAAAUCCAUGACAUGACCUCAAAGAUUUUGUCUGAGAUAAGAGAGAUUAAAAGAGAUAAAAAGCCCUUGUCUGUUUCAGACUCCACAUCAUCAGACGAAUCUGACGAAAAUUACGACUCGGAUGAUAUUUGAAUACUAGUAUACGGAAAAGUAUGGAGAAUGAAAAGGUUAUCUUCAGUUAUAUCAGUGCUAGAUAUGUUACCAACAAGAAUAGUGACUCUUCAUACAUAUUUCUUUUAAAUGAUUUUAGUUAUGUCAUAAUGCACACGUAUUAGGCUGCUAUUUUAAUGUAAAGAUCUAGUAAAUGAAAGGUGCCUACAGAUUUCUCAAAUUUGAGAAAUACAUUUCUUUCAAGAUGCUUUAUAAUAUUAGCUUGGUCUAAUAAGGUGUUUCGAAGCAUAACUUGUAGGUAAACAAGACGAAAAUUUAUAUUUUACACUGUCAUUUUCAAAGAAAAAUUAAGAAAACAAGUAACGAAUACGGGAGUUUUUUUCCAUAUCAGACAAAGGAAAUGUACCCAGAUUGCCUACAGUCUCUCAGAAAACGGUAAUUUGUAUGUUCUUGGCCUCUUCUUUAAAAUAAUAUUAAACUGAAUAUAGGUAUCGGGAUUACUUUUCACAUGAUUUCAAAUUGAAUUCCUUGAAAAUACUUUAUUUUCUAUAUAAUUUUAUUAAAGCCGUAAAGUAUGGGAAAAAGAAAGUUGAAACUGAUUAUGACGUCAUAAUGGAUCUAGCACCAAAAAGUAAGUCUAAAGUCAUUUACUAGAUCUGGACUUUAAGAGGUCUCAAUGAUUUGUUUUCUAGAAAUUGUAAAUUUAAUGUUAUAAUAUUUAACUUCUAUUUAUGCGAGAAAAUAUUUUAGCUGCUUCUAAUGAUAUUAACCCCAAAAUCAAGAGUAUCAUCAGUUGAAUCCAUUAUUGAUAUUUUUGGUAUCAUUUUUAUUAUUACU
Messenger RNA from Saccostrea echinata, 5439 nucleotides. RefSeq lists its product as uncharacterized. Gene Ontology annotation, molecular function: ubiquitin-protein transferase activity; zinc ion binding; monoatomic ion channel activity. Gene Ontology annotation, cellular component: membrane; cytoplasm. The record is from RefSeq and is a predicted model, not a curated record. The transcript has 39 exons. NCBI's taxonomy places the organism in Eukaryota, Metazoa, Mollusca, Bivalvia, Ostreida, Ostreidae. Gene Ontology annotation, biological process: transmembrane transport; protein ubiquitination; monoatomic ion transport. Bases 1 to 4623 code for a protein of 1540 amino acids.